Acanthosepion pharaonis is the source of this 591-nucleotide messenger RNA. The record is from the annotation of a GenBank genome assembly. NCBI's taxonomy places the organism in Eukaryota, Metazoa, Mollusca, Cephalopoda, Sepiida, Sepiidae.
AUGACUUGUACGUCUUUUCUUUUAUCUAUCUAUCUAUCUAUCUAUCUAUCUAUCUAUCUAUCUAUCUAUCUAUCAGUCUAUCUUUUUAGUUAUUUUUAUCUCUUUUUCUUCAUUUAUUCUUCGUUUUGCUUGUCUUUCUGCCGUUCGCCAAUUCGUCUUCCCAACAAUUUUGAAAUUUUAGUCUUUCAUUCGCUUUUCAUUAUCUAUUGUUCUUAUUUGCUUCAAUGUUAUCCUUUUGUUAUUGAUUACAUUAUUUCUUUCUUGCUUCAUUUUCCUUCCUUUCUUUUUCCUUUCUUCAUUUCCUUCUUUCUUUCUUUCUCUCUCUCUCUCUCACUAGCUUGCACGCUUCAUUUAUUAAUGUUUCUACUUUCUUUUUUGCUUUUUUCAAUCUUUCUUUCUUUUAAUUUUGCAUUCAUGCGCGCUUACUUCCUUUCUAUCCUUAUUUCUUCCUUCCAUUCUUUCUUUCUUUCUAAUUGCUGUCUAUAUCUUCUUUCUUUCCUUCAAUUAUUUCUUCCUUGCUUUCAUUAUUUCAUUCAUUUUUUCUUUCUUUCAAACUUUUAUCAAAACGUUCUAUUUUGCAAGAAUUCAUGA